GGAAAAAGAGUAGAUUUAUUUUUGCGACACAUUUUAUCGACAUACGACAUCAAAAAUGGAGGCAGCAAAAGCAGGAUGUUUUGUUUCCAACCGCUUUGCGGUGCCGUAUCCUGAUUGGUCAGUGGAGAUGCUUUCUCGCAAUCUGAUUGGACAUUGUUCGCGGAUAGGCUGUUUUAGCCAAUCCGAGACGAAGAGGCGGGUUUUACAGAGCACGGGUGGGCAAACAAGGAAGCAGCAUGGGUGAAUGGAGGGUUUAGUCGCUGCCUGGUGUUGCACUUUGAGCUCGAACUCGGUUUGCUUCCAGAACAUUCGCGAUGCACGAGCGGCUCCUUCCCGCCUCGCCCAACUGGUACUGCUCGCGCUGCAGUGACGUGAGCCGCCGCGGUGUGCUGGGCUUCGGCGCGAAGAGCUCGGUGUUCCUGCUGGAAGUCAGCGCGUCCUCGGCAGCAGCGCUCGGUGAGCUGAGGGGCCACACCGAGAGAGUGUCGGGCUUCUCCUUCUGCAGACACGAUGGACAGGAAGACGUGUGCGCGAGCAGUUCAGAUGACAAGACCAUCAAGAUCUGGGACUCUGAGCGGAGGGUGAUGUUAGAGGAGCAUCAGGUCCACCAGAAUACUAUCUCGGCCCUCCACUGGUCUCCGACGCAGAAAGCCUUACUGGUGUCCGGAGAUGAGAAAGGGGUUGUGGUGUGCCACUGGUUUGGCCGAGGAGACACUCGCAGCUUCUUCCCCGAACCCAGGACCAUCUUCUGCUUGUCCUGCUCUCCACACACUGAGAACCACGUCGCCAUUGGCUACAAGGACGGAAUGAUUGUCCUGAUAGACAUCAACAAGAAAGGAGAGGUGAUCCAUCGCCUGCGAGGUCACGAAGAGGAGAUCCACGCUCUGGCCUGGUGUCCCGAUCCCCACGAGGACACGCUGUACAGUCGGGCCGACGACAACGCCGACGUGUCCAACGAGCUUGGAGAAGUCGAGCAGGGCGGUUACCUCGCUUCGGGUAGUCGGGAUCAGACCAUUCGGAUCUGGAGCACGACAAGAGGCAAGGGUGUUAUGACCCUGAAGCUGCCGUUUUUGAAGAGGCGAGGUGUGGGCGUGGACCCUGGGGUGAAGGAGAGGCUCUGGCUCACAGUGCACUGGCCUAAAGGAAGACCUUCACAAGUCGUCUCCAGCUGCUUUGGAGGAGAGAUGGUGGUCUGGGACCUCACAAGAUCAGGCAAGCAGAAGUGGACUCUGCUGGGCAGCUCGUCAGACGGUCAGAACCACAGCCGCAUCGUCUUCAACAUGAGUUCAGUGUGUGUGGACGGCCGAGAGCUUCUCGUCAGCACAUCCAUGGACAGAGACGUUAAGUGUUGGGAUCUGGAGACGCUGGAGUGCUGCUGGACUUUACCCACCAUGGGCGGCUUCAUUUACUCCAUGAGCUUCUCUCCGGUGGCCACGGGCUGCCUGGCGCUUGGCGUCGGGGACAACAUGAUCCGCGUGUGGAACACGCUGUCCCUCCAGAACCCGUACGAAACCAGGACCUUCUGGCAGGGCAUCAAGUCCAAAGUCACGGCUUUGGCCUGGCAUCCGGUGAAGGAGGGAUCUUUAGCGUUCGGUACAGACGAUGGAAAAGUUGGGAUCUAUGAAGUUUAUUCCAACAAGCCCCCACAGAUCUCCAGCACAUACCACCGUAGAACGGUCUACUCUCUGGACUGGGGUCCUCCCGUCCCCCCUCUAUCAUUCGGUACGGGAGAUAAACCUGACUACACGCUGUACAGCUGUGCCGGAGAAGGCGUCAUCUUUCAGCAUGACCCAUGGAAGCUGUCUGACGAGGCCAGCAACAUCGAUAAACUCAUCCGAGACUCGAACAACAUUAAACACAAGCUCUCUCCUCACACAGACCUGAGCUGGAAGCCCGAUAGGAAGGUCCUGGCUAUUGGAAAUGAAGACGGCUCUAUAGAAGUGUACCAGGCCCCGAGUCUGAAGCUCCUGUGCACGGUGCAGCAGCACCAUAAAAUCAUCAACGCACUGCGCUGGCACCAUCAGCACUCCGGCCAACCCGAGCUACACUGCCUGCUCGCCUCCGGCUCCAGCAACGCCCUCGUCUACAUCCACGACCUGCGCAGCGCUAUCGAGAACCCGCCUGAGAGUCCGGUCCUGGUGACUGAAGCGUUCCGCACUUUAUCCGGUCACACCAACAAGAUCACGGGUUUGGCGUGGAGUCCUCACCACGACGCUCACCUGGUCACCGUCUGCUACGACGGUACGGCUCAGGUGUGGGACGUGCUGAAGCAGGAGCCAGUGUGUAACUACCGAGGUCACACCGGGCGCGUGCUGUGCGUCCAGUGGUCGCCCGUUAACCCUGACCUGAUCUGGACCGGCGCCGACGACUUCACGGUGCAGGAGUGGGCGGCGUCCAAACAGGAGCACGUCAGACCCCCGAAGAGUAGGAGACGUGCGGAGAUGGAGAAAAAGAAAGCACCGACCAAGAAAGCCAAGAAGAAGAGGAAAGUAGCAGAAAAGCGUGCGGUGAAGACGGACGAGAGCGACUCGCUGAUGGGAGAGGAGGCCGCGGGAGGAACCGGAAGCGGAGGGGAGGAGGGGCAGACGGAGGACGAAGCAGAAGAUGAAGAGAGAGAGCAUGGUGUCUCCACGGUCACGGGUGUGUCUCAGGAGACCAGUUCAGUCUGGGAGAAAGCGCACGUGAAUGGAGAGAGAUCUUUUCCAACUGUGAGGAAAGAAGAGAAGGAGGAGAAGAAGAAGGACAGAUUAGAUCUGUGCAUGAAGAAGAGGAAGCCGCGCUCCAUCCUUCCUCUGAGCACCUCCAUGGACCACCGAGCCAAAGAGGAGCUUCAGCAGGACUGCCUUACGCUGGCCGCCGUCAAACACGCGCAAGGUCAGACGGAGAACUGUGUCCCGGGAACCGGUGACCACAUCCAGCUCGGGUUGUUCACAGACAGACAAGCUCUCUACAGGAUGUUCCAGGAGGAGGAGGACAGUCACGUGGAAGCAGGACAUUACGAGUCGAUGAUGUAUCUGAGGUUGUGGAAAGGAGAUCUGCCUGGAGCUCUACAGCUCGCCACGGAGAAAGGACAGCUGAAUGACCACUUAGUGAGCUUAGCACCUAUGGCUGGUUUUCAGGUGUGGGUCAGGACAGUCGAGGCUUACGUGAAGCAGCUGUGUAUGCAGGAGCAGUUCCUCAAAGCCGCCUCGCACCUCGUGUCCAUUAACAAACUCUACGAAGCCAUCGGCCUUCUCAAAUCUCACCAGUUUUACAGGGAAGCCAUCGCUCUGGCCAAAGCCAGGCUGCAGCCUGAGGACCCCGUGCUGAAGGACCUCUAUACGAGCUGGAGCGCCAUGCUGGAGAGGGACGGACAUUACACCACCGCGGCUAAAUGUUAUCUCGCUAUGGGCUCCGGUUUCGACGCAGCCAAGGUCAUCGCUAAGAAAGGGGACGUAAUGUCACUAAAGGCGGCCGCCAGCCUGGCGAAGCUGACCGGCGAGCGGGAUCUGUGCCACUCGCUCGCUCUGAGAUGUGCCAAAGACCUCGUGCAGGCGCAGGACUGGCUGGCGGCGCAGGAGAUCCUCAGCACGCAGGCCUCCUUACUGGGUCACAGGCUUGUGUUCUGCGUGUGUGAGCUCCUCGCUCAGAGACUCUCGCACACCGGCUCGGUGACGUGGACCCCGCUGUCCUCUCACGCCUGGUCUAAACCCGGAGACGAGCACUUCCUCGCCGCUGUACAGAGCGUGUGGAGGAGCGCGUUGGCGCUCGACGCUACAGAUCCGACCCACCUCGGAGCGCUCCGGCAGCAGCUGAGAGCCGUAGAAAACCCGCCCACGACAGCCGGAACACCUGUCAAACAGUUGUUACCUCACAUGGCCUUGGACGUGGCCCUUUGUGCUCUCAGUGAGCUCCUGGCUGACUGCGACUCGCUGCUUCAGGAGCUUCUGAGAGCUUUGACGCGAGUCUUCAAGGCGAAUCAUUUUCCUCUCAUGGAUGAAAUGUGCCAGCUUUUGCUCCCUGGAGGUAUGGAUUCCUUAGCGGUCUAUAAACAAAGGGUGCAGACCGACGGAGAAUGUUUAGGUUCCUCUCAAAGUCUGGAAGCUCUGGUCUGUUACCAGCUCAUGUACAAAAACUGGUGGAGAUGUUGUAACCCCGAACACGUCACUGUCCACCAGGCGGCAGUAGAGAACGGAGAAAACGGAGACGCCGCUCAGCAGAGUGAACCCAGAGACGCUGAAGCUUUUGGUCUGAGCUCUGAAGGGUCAGUCAGGGAGGACUUCUGGAACGUUCUUCUCUCUGAGCCCCACGCUGCUCUCCAGUCCACACAGAGAGCUUUAGAAGGCAUCCAGAGCAGAGUGGCCGCGCUGGUCCAACAACACAGCCACGUGCAGGGGGAGUCCGAGGAGCCCAUGGAGGAACAACACACCUCUGAUCCGGAGAGCAGAUCUUCUGCAGAAGUCGAGUCUUUCCCUGUCCUGGUCGCUCGGGUCGCUGAGCUUCAGAAAACCCUCGCUGCUGUUCCUGACCGUGUGAAGAACUACGCCUUCCCCGACGUGCUUGAAUGUUGUCUCGUGCUCUUGUACACGGAUAAGCACUUGGGCGGGGUUUCGCCUCGUCUCCGUGAGAGGGCUUCGACGUUGCUCCUCGCCUACGCGUCUCCGGGGUCACUCUACAGCACGCGGGAAAGAUUCAGUUUAUAAAUCAACAAUAGCACUUAGUUAUUUUCUCUUUUUGGAUUUUGGUUUAAUGUUUACACGCAUAAACAGCGAUAUUAUUUUGUCUGAACCUUAAUAAAUGUUUACUUUUUCCC
Messenger RNA from Clarias gariepinus (North African catfish), 4792 nucleotides. RefSeq names its product gem (nuclear organelle) associated protein 5 (gene gemin5). NCBI's taxonomy places the organism in Eukaryota, Metazoa, Chordata, Actinopteri, Siluriformes, Clariidae. Gene Ontology annotation, molecular function: protein binding. Bases 315 to 4682 code for a protein of 1455 amino acids. The record is from RefSeq and is a predicted model, not a curated record. The transcript has 28 exons.